This is a messenger RNA of Jaminaea rosea, 2170 nucleotides long. RefSeq lists its product as hypothetical. The coding region runs from base 194 to 1879 and encodes 561 amino acids. The transcript has a single exon. Lineage: Eukaryota; Fungi; Basidiomycota; Exobasidiomycetes; Microstromatales. The record is from RefSeq and is a predicted model, not a curated record. Gene Ontology annotation, cellular component: membrane.
CUGCCAACCAUCAUCAACAAUCAUCUUCGCGGCCGCCGCCAGAACAGCUUAGUACAAGGCCAUGUCUCACGAUCCGUCAGGCAGCGACCUGCGAUACAAUGCCAGCAGACGAGGGUCUCAGUCAGUCAGGCCUGGUACAGCGGGCAGCGCAGCACCGGCUGGCAGAGUCGUGGCGUCCGACUUCCCAUCGUCGAUGCCUACCAACGCAUCCGCUAUGCUCAGGUUUGCGGCUGCGGGAGGCAGCAACAGCAAUGCCAACGCUGCCAUGGGCACCGCUUCAUCAAGCUCUCACAUGGAUCCCUAUUCUCCUAGCUGGCAAAACGGUCGGCCUGAUUCACUGGCUAGCAUUUCUUCCUUGGGUUCCGAUGAGGGUCUUUCAGACGACGGCGGCGACGGCGAUAAUGAGAACCCAAGCCGCCGUGGUCGCAACCUUCGGCAACUCGAUGACGAAGCCUUUGAUCUUGGUCCUGCGCAGUCGAGCUUCCAAUCCAGCUUCGUAUCCGACGCGGCAGAGAUGCUCAAUCCCAACCUCUACCUGCACGCCCAAGAGGCGUGGAAUCAGUGGGAUCAGCAUGUCAAGGUCGGAGGAGAGGAUGGUCAUCACGAAGAGGAAGGUCUAGCAACAAUCAGCGAGUCAGCAUUUGAGCGACAAGAGCGCAUCAGCGAGCGCGCCUCGCUUCUUUCUUCGUCGUUGGCCCAACGUCGUACAUACGGCGCCCUGCCGGCUGGGCCACCACCCGAUGAAUCUACCUUCAGCAGCAUUCGCCAUCGCGAGAGGGUCCUCUCUGCCAUCCAUGACCAGCCAAUUCCUGCCGAGGCUACAAUGAGAGAUGCCAUGAAGACGGCAGACAUUGGAGGCUCGCCCGGCUCGAACCUCGGUCUCGUCCUCAUUGCUAUCGCACAGCUGUGCUACUCUGCCAUGAACCUCUUCGUGACGCUACUCGACGAGCGUGAGGGAGAAGACGCGCCAGGUAGAGGCAAAGAUCAUCCUCCAAUCACAGCACUCGAGGUCGUGCUGGUGGAGUGCUUCAUCAUCUGGCUGGGAGCCACCGCAGCCAUGCUACUCUUCCGCACGCCGCAUCCCUUCCUCGGUCCCCCAGGAACGCGCGUCCUUCUCACCCUGCGAGGGAUAUUUGGCUUCCUUUCCACCCUCUUCCUCUAUAUGGCGCUGCAGAACCUCACACUGAGCGACGCUACCUCCAUCACCUUCCUCGGCCCCCUGGUCACAGGUGUAACGGCUGCCCUCGUCCUCCACGAACCGUUUAGCGUGCGUGAGGCUGUCGCAGGCAUGGGAUCUCUCGGCGGAGUCCUCCUCAUCGCUAAGCCUGCAGCCAUCUUUGGCUCAGCAGCUGACGGCAAUGUACCAAGCAGCGGUGGUGGUGACACGCCGCCCAUCGAGGACGGCUCCGACACUCGCGAUGCCUCGAAGCGUGUAGUCGGCGUCAUCGUUGCCCUGCUUAGCGUACUCAGCAUGUCCGGGGCCUGGGUUUCACUUCGCAAGAUCGGUCGCUCCGCCUCGACCUACCACAGCAUAGCCUACUUCGCCCUCGCCUCCUGGACCCUUUCUCUUGCCGGUAUGCUGGCUCUUGGCCAACCUCUCGUAGUUCCCAGCUCGAUUCAAAGCGGCUUUCUCCUCGCGAUGGUGGGCGUCUUCUCCCUCGGCGCUCAAGUAGCACAAACGCUCGGCCUGCAGCGAGAGAGCGCGGCGAGGGCGGCGACGAUGAGCUACCUGCAGAUCAUCUUUGCCACCUUCUUCCAGGUGGUCAUCAUCGGAACGAGCCUAGAGUUCUUGUCCGUCGUGGGAUCGGUGCUGAUCUUGGCCAACGGAGCGUGGGUAGCCGCGAGCAAGAGGCCGGAGGACCUUGUUGCGGGUCAUUGAAUGGAUUCAGCGUUCGUAGAAGACAAUGGAAGACGGGUGACGACGAGUGAUCACCCAAACUCAGCAAUCCAUCAUCUGUACAUGCGCUGCUCUGAAAGACAUCCUUAUGACAUUCUUUGAUAGAUGACGAAGCUCGAUGAGUAGAAGACAAGGUGAUGGAAAGCGGAGGGGAAUGAGAGAGGCAUGAGGGAGGGGUCGCAACGGUAAUGUGCUACAGGAGACAGAGGUCGAGCGUACAGACUAUGUGACGAGGCUUUGGUUGGGGGCACUAAAUACAUCGACAGGAGAGAC